GAUCCUUGAUUUUUUUUUCUCCUCUCCCUCCCUCCUUCAUUCCAUUUAAUGUGAGAUUAUGAAAACGCAGAGGAGUUGAAGGAAGGCAAAAGGAUAUAACGUGGAGUUUGAAGCGAGGAGAGGGUGCUGAUGCUGUGGAUUGCUGGCUUCUUGCUGAAAUCAAAAAUCCAAUUGCGCACUGGGUUGUGAUUGGAAAUCUAAUCAGGUCUUUGGAGAGGGGGGAGAGAGACUAAAAGUUUAUUGUUUUGAUACACGCAAAUAAAAAUUUAAAUGCAAAAGGAAGUUCUCUGCUAACGGAGCUUGGGGGAUAGGGAAAAUCGAAGAAUGGGAACCUCCGUUCUAACGUGGAGACGCACGGAUUGGAUAAUUGAUAGUGCAGCAAAGAAGGGGGAAGAAGAAAACUGCCUGGCAAGACCUGGAUCUUAACAGUCACAACAAAAUUACAUUAAAAGAAUACAGAUGGAAGGUUCCUUAGAAAGAAAUUCAGCCCUUUCUGCUCUCCAGAGAAAAACUAAAUAGUGAGCAAUGGAGAGCAGAGGAGCCAGAGAGGCAGAAAACCUCAGAAAAAAGAAACUAGGCAAAGGAUCCACAGUGGAAUGAAAAGUUUUGGAAAGGAGAAGGACCAUUCGUUCUCUGCAAGGGUUUUGUUUUUUUCCUGUUGUUUUAAACCCCUCUUCUCCAGCAAAGGCAAAGAUCAAUGCUACUGCUACAGAAAUUUUAAACCAGAAAAGUUGAAAACAACAGAGGAAAAAAGGGACAGAGAAGAAGGAAAAAUUGCCAAAGGGGGAGAAUUCAGCAGUGCUGGGUUGGAUUGGCACCUGUAUGGACUGAAAGUGAUUGGAAAUUGCCAUUGGAUAUAUUAUAUUUUUAUUUUCCUUUCUUAUUUUUAAUUUUGGUUUGGUUGCUGAAAUGAAAUAGUUUUCCUAGCCCCUCCCCCACCCGGGUUUUUCAUAACCACUCGGAUUUCCAGCUGGAUAGUCUUUGAGGAUACAGGUGGAUGCUGUAGGGGGGUCCAGGCAACUCUGUGGAACAGUCUCCAGUGGGCUUGUAGGAUGAGAAGGUCCAGGGGUAGUUUGGGAAACAAGGAGAAACAUCACCUCCCCAGACGGUAAAUCUACAGAAAGGCUAUUCAAACUCCAGAAGGACCAAUACCAAAUAAAUUAUGAAUGUUGAACAAGAUGACCUUACAUCCACAGCAGAUAAUGAUAGGUCCUAGGUUUAACAGGGCCCUAUUUGACCCCCUGCUUGUGGUGCUGCUGGCUCUUCAGCUUCUUGUGGUGGCUGGUCUAGUGAGGGCUCAAACUUGUCCUUCAGUCUGCUCCUGCAGCAACCAGUUCAGUAAAGUGAUUUGUGUUCGGAAAAAUCUGAGAGACGUGCCAGACGGCAUCUCCACCAACACCCGGUUACUCAAUCUCCAUGAGAACCAGAUCCAAAUCAUUAAAGUGAAUAGCUUCAAACAUCUGAGGCACCUAGAAAUCCUGCAGCUCAGUAGGAAUCACAUCAGAACAAUUGAAAUAGGGGCUUUCAAUGGUCUGGCCAAUCUCAAUACUUUAGAACUCUUUGACAAUCGUCUGACCACUAUCCCAAAUGGGGCUUUUGUAUACCUGUCAAAACUGAAGGAACUGUGGUUGAGAAACAACCCCAUUGAAAGUAUCCCUUCCUAUGCUUUUAACAGAAUCCCUUCUCUCCGGAGAUUGGAUUUGGGGGAAUUGAAAAGGCUUUCGUAUAUCUCAGAAGGUGCCUUUGAAGGUCUGUCCAAUUUGAGGUAUUUGAACCUUGCCAUGUGCAACCUUCGAGAGAUUCCUAACCUCACGCCACUUGUGAAACUAGAUGAGUUAGAUCUUUCUGGGAAUCACCUGACUGCCAUCCGGCCAGGUUCCUUCCAAGGGUUAAUGCAUCUUCAAAAAUUGUGGAUGAUACAGUCUCAGAUUCAAGUGAUAGAAAGGAAUGCUUUCGAUAACCUUCAGUCACUUGUGGAGAUCAAUUUGGCACACAACAAUCUAACGCUACUGCCUCAUGACCUGUUCACACCACUCCGUCUAGAAAGGAUACACUUGCACCACAAUCCUUGGAACUGCAACUGUGAUAUCCUUUGGCUCAGCUGGUGGAUUAAAGACAAGGCACCCUCCAAUACUGCAUGCUGUGCCCGUUGCCACACACCUCCCAGUUUGAAAGGAAGGUACAUUGGUGAGCUGGACCUGAAUUACUUCACAUGUUAUGCUCCAGUCAUAGUGGAGCCACCAGCGGACCUCAACGUCACAGAAGGCAUGGCUGCAGAGAUGAAAUGCCGAGCAUCAACCUCGCUGACCUCUGUAUCUUGGAUUACUCCAAAUGGAUCUGUAAUGACGCAUGGGGCAUACAGAGUUCGGAUUGCUGUGCUCAGUGAUGGCACAUUAAAUUUUACAAAGGUAACGGUGCAAGACACGGGUUUGUAUACAUGCAUGGUGAGUAACUCUGUUGGGAAUACCACAGCUUCUGCCACACUGAAUGUGACUGCCCUGGAUAACCCUGGUUACACGUACUUUUCAACCGUCACAGUAGAGACUGUGGAACCUUCUCAGGAUGAGGCACAGACCACAGAGCAGGUUGGGCCCACACCAGUUACCAACUGGGAGACCACUAACAUGACAACCUCACUCACUCCACAGAGCACAAGAUCAACAGAAAAAACAUUCACCAUCCCUGUGACGGACGCAAACAACGGGAUCCCAGGAAUAGAUGAGGUGAUGAAGACUACCAAAAUCAUAAUUGGUUGUUUUGUGGCUAUCACGCUCAUGGCUGCUGUGAUGCUGGUAAUUUUCUACAAAAUGAGGAAACAGCAUCACCGGCAGAACCAUCAUGCUCCAACACGGACUGUAGAGAUCAUUAACGUGGAUGACGAGCUUACAGGUGACACACCCAUAGAGAGUCACUUGCCCAUGCCAGCAAUAGAGCAUGAGCACCUAAAUCACUAUAACUCUUAUAAGUCUCCUUUCAACCACACAACAACAGUUAACACAAUAAAUUCAAUACACAGUUCAGUGCAUGAACCGUUAUUGAUCCGAAUGAACUCAAAAGACAAUGUACAAGAGACUCAAAUCUAA
Messenger RNA from Rhea pennata, 3083 nucleotides. RefSeq names its product leucine rich repeat containing 4C (gene LRRC4C). Gene Ontology annotation, molecular function: cell-cell adhesion mediator activity. Gene Ontology annotation, cellular component: glutamatergic synapse; plasma membrane; postsynaptic density membrane. Bases 1167 to 3083 code for a protein of 638 amino acids. Gene Ontology annotation, biological process: modulation of chemical synaptic transmission; synaptic membrane adhesion; regulation of axonogenesis. The record is from RefSeq and is a predicted model, not a curated record. The transcript has 3 exons. NCBI's taxonomy places the organism in Eukaryota, Metazoa, Chordata, Aves, Rheiformes, Rheidae.